UAUUAAAAAAUAAUUAUUAAUGUUUGUUUGAACCAGCGUAAAAAUGGGCGUCCUCGUCAUCCGUCUACUAGAUUGCCGCCAUCUGCACAAACUGCGACCUUCAUUUUCAUUUCUCAACGCGCAUAAAUCUCUUCUAAUUUCGCAUGCAACCAGUUCUUAGGGCAAUAUUCAUUUUCCUUUCGCACAGGCCACCGAUCAACUUCUGGAGAGCAUGGAGCAGCAACACAGCAUGUAUAAUCUGCCCGUCUUAUGGAGAGGAACGAAGUAUGUGGUGGAAAUUAGUUCAGAUUCUACUCUUCGGGACCUCGGUGAAAAGCUGCUAAAAUUAACAGAAGUUCAAGCAGAUACUAUGCGGCUCAUAGUCCCACAAUUUUCCAGCAAAAGCUCUAAAAUGUUAUAUCCUUUUUCUGAUGAAGAUGGAUUCUUGGCUUUGCAUAAGAUUUCCAUUUUUAAGGACAACAAGCCUAUCAGAAUGAUGGGAGUAUCUAAGAAUGAGGUAGAUGAAGUUUUGAAGAACGAAAAGAAAAAUGAACGAAUUGCUGGGUUCGACAAAGAAGAACAGAGACUGAAACAACGAAUGUCAAGUAAGCGACAGGGCUUACUGAAACUACCAGAAGGACCCUAUGUAUUUUGUGAAUUUCGGACGCUUCAAAUUCCAGGAAUUGAGUUGAACCCUCCAGCUUCAGAAGCUUUGAAAAGAAUGCAUAUGCUUGCAGCUGAUCCUGGCAUUGUUGCAAUCAUGAACAAGCAUCGUUGGCGUGUGGGAAUUAUGACUGAGAUGGCCCCUGUUGGCUAUGUUGGUGUGAGCCCGAAAUGUAUUCUUGGCUUUAAUAAGAACCAUGGAGAGGAGAUAUCGCUGCGACUUCGGACAGACGACCUGAAGGGCUUCAGAAAAUAUGAAAGCAUUAAGAAAACAUUACUCCAUGAACUUGCACACAUGAUUUAUUCCGAGCACGAUGCCAACUUCUAUGCUUUGGAUAAGCAGCUUAAUGAGGAGGCUGCCACUUUAGAUUGGACAAGAUCAAAAGGCCACACGUUGAGCGGAGUUAGUUAUUCCCAAUAUCACGAUGAAAGCGAUGAUGUCCAAGACGGCUUUGGUGUCUCACAGAAGCUUGGUGGUAGCAUGUCGUAUCGGCUGGUUAAUCCCCGUGCUUCUUCAGUUUCCGCUGCUUAUCACCGUUUGUCACACUCUUCAGAUUUCAGUUCAAGAGUGUCUCCAGUAAAUGGAGAGUCCAAUCCGGAUGAAAAUUCUAAUUGCCAAAACAAACUGGAGCCUGAUCCUGAUGUUGAUGCUUAUCAAAAGAAGAUCGAGCCUGACCCAGAUGACAGUUCCAAUUAUCAAAAGAAGCUCAAGCCUGACCCAGAUGACAAUUCCAAUUAUCAAAAGAAGUUCGAGCCUGACCCGUAUGACAGUUCCAAUUAUCAAAAGAAGUUCGAGCCUGACCCAAAUGACAGUUCCAAUUAUCAAAAGAAGUUCGAGCCUGACCCGGAUGACAGUUCCAAUUAUCAAAAGAAGUUCGAGCCUGACCCGGAUGACAGUUCCAAUUAUCAAAAGAAGUCCGAGCCUGACCCGGAUGACAGUUCCAAUUAUAAAAAGAAGCUCGAGCGUGACCCAGAUGACAGUUCCAAUUAUAAAAAGAAGCUCGAGCGUGACCCAGAUGACAGUUGCAAUUAUAAAAAGAAGUUCGAGCCUGACCCAGAUGACAUUUCUGAUUAUCAAAAGAAGUUCGAGCCUGACCCAGAUGACAUUUCUGAUUAUCAAAAGAAGUUCGAGCCUGACCCAGAUGACAUUUCUGAUUAUCAAAAGAAGUUCGAGCCUGACCCAGACGACAUUUCCGAUUAUCAAAAGAAGUUGGAGUCUGACCCAGACGACAGUUCCGAUUAUCAAAAGAAGUUCGAGCCUGACCCAGACGACAGUUCCGAUUAUCAAAAGAAGUUCGAGCCUGAUCCAGACGACAGUUCCGAUUAUCAAAAGAAGUACGAGCCUGACCCAGAUGACAGUUCUAAUUAUGAGGCGAAUUGUCUAGAAGCUGGCUUAGUCACAGAACCUAUGCAGACAGAGCCUGACCCUGAUGAAAGUUCGGUACAUCAGGCGGAUUUAUCUAAAAUGGUUGUUGACGAACCCAAUCCUGAUGAUCAAGAAAUUCAAAGAAUUCAAGACUCUGUUUCUGUUGUUUGCAUUCGAUUGCGUGAGGCUAUCGCAAGGCUGCUGGCUGAAGUUCGACCUUCUGAAUCGGCUGCAGUUUUUCAAACUCUGUUCAAGAUUGUUAGGAAUGUAAUUGAACACCCAGGUGAUAUGAAAUACAGAAAGUUUCGCAAGGCUAAUCCCACUAUCCAGAAGAAUGUUGCCAACUACAAAGCUGCACUGGAGAUCCUCUUCUUGAUAGGUUUCAUUGAAGAUGUACUGCUAAACGAAAUGGGCAACGCCGAAACAUUUCUCGUACUGAAGCGUAACGAUCCUGGCUUAUUGUGGCUUGCCAAAUCCACCCUUGAAACGUGCAAUGCCUUGUAGAUAGAUUGAAGAACGUAGUUAGUAUGUUUAAUAGAACUGUAAAUGAUAGUGUAUGAUGAUACUAUAUACUAGUUCGAUUUAUCGUUUUUCAACACGAAACUCAGGACUGUAGGUCCAUAUCGUAUGUCGGUUUAUUUGUUUAUGCAAAUGUUCAAUUAUAAACUUGGUUCUUAA
Molecule: messenger RNA, 2686 nt
Organism: Cucurbita moschata (crookneck pumpkin)
Lineage: Eukaryota; Viridiplantae; Streptophyta; Magnoliopsida; Cucurbitales; Cucurbitaceae
Exons: 12
Coding region: 212-2512 (766 amino acids)
Source: RefSeq, a predicted model, not a curated record